Molecule: messenger RNA, 985 nt
Organism: Prosopis cineraria
Lineage: Eukaryota; Viridiplantae; Streptophyta; Magnoliopsida; Fabales; Fabaceae
Exons: 2
Coding region: 239-643 (134 amino acids)
Source: RefSeq, a predicted model, not a curated record
ACCGAAAUCAGUAAAGAAUCUCAUAUCAUGGUGCUCACGACCUAUCUAUGAUUGAAUUCAGCCAGCCAUACACGUCCUUAUCGAAUAUCCCAGACCCACCUUCUUCAUCAUUCGUAUUUACUUCCACUCCCUUUCCAACAUUACUUCAUCAUUCUCGGCCUUUAUUUUCUGUGUAUCCCCAUGCACCCUUUUGGAUUCUCAUUGUCUUUUCAUUUAUUUUUCUUGUUCCGUCUCUGAAAUGGUAGCUAACUCGUCUUCUGCUUCCUCUGAGACUGAGACAUCACCCUCUCCGCAUGUGGUUCAAGUUCAGGUGGUUCCUAAGUCUGUGUCGGAUAGAUUGUUGGACAAGUUCUAUGAUAAGUCACAGUUCGACUUUGACUACGAACAGAGUGGGCUGUGGUCUCCUCCGGUUCGUCGAACCGUGUUCUUGAACUCGCAAGGCAAGAUCUUUUCGGAGAAAGAGAUGCUUCAGAGAUUGGAGAGUAUAGCAGAUGCAACUGGAGGUGGUGGUCGUAGAGAAAACAGAGGCCGUUCUGGUGCGCGAAAAUUCCUCUCAUGUUGGUUUCGUGGGAAUGUGAAGAAGGAAGGAAGUUUUCUUGUUCUCGCAUCUUGUAGGAGAAAGAGCAGAUCAUCGAGCCUCUAGUUCUGAACGGAUCAACUAAGCAUCUUCUUAAAGUUCAUCACAAGCAUGGAUGGAUUCUGUUCUUGAUCUCUAUGCUGACCCCUAAAUAAAAGGGAAAGUAUAGCUUUGAACCACUUGACUGAUGUUUUCUGUAUUAAUGGCUUCGAAAACAGGGCAAGAUCUUGAUUGGAAUUUGAGCUUUAGAGGCAUUGAUGAUUGAAGAAGCAGAAUCCGAGGAUAGUACGUGCAGGAAGGUAACUAUUAUUAAAUGUCCAAGUCCUUCAAAGUGGGAACUGGUAUUCCAACUUACUUGUAGAAAAAGCUUAUGACUUACAAUCUAUAAUUGACACUGUUCUUUGAUUA